Messenger RNA from Carlito syrichta (Philippine tarsier), 398 nucleotides. RefSeq names its product guanylate cyclase activator 2B (gene GUCA2B). The coding region runs from base 13 to 351 and encodes 112 amino acids. Gene Ontology annotation, molecular function: guanylate cyclase activator activity. The record is from RefSeq and is a predicted model, not a curated record. The transcript has 3 exons. Lineage: Eukaryota; Metazoa; Chordata; Mammalia; Primates; Tarsiidae. Gene Ontology annotation, cellular component: extracellular region.
ACAGGCAACGAUAUGGGUGACAGAGCUGUGUCAGGGCUCCUGCCGGGGGUGGCCAUGGUCCUCCUGCUACUCCUGCAGAGCACACAGUCAGUCUAUAUCCAGUACCAAGGCUUCCAAGUCCAGCUGGAAUCAGUGAAGAAGCUGAGUGAUCUGGAGGGGCAGCAGGUGCCCAGCCCCCGCCUGCGGGUCCAGAGCCUCCCGCCCUCCGUGUGCCACCACCCAGCCCUGCCCCAGGACCUCCAGCCUGUCUGCGCCUCCCAGGAAGCUGCUGGCAUCUUCAAGACCUUGAGGAGCAUCGCUAAUGAUGACUGCGAGCUGUGUGUGAACGUGGCCUGCACGGGCUGCUUCUGAGAUGGCCCCAGGUACUCUGAGCCCACCUGGGACACCUUGCCCCUCAG